UAAAUACCGACGAAUCUCCUAACCAGAACAACUCAGAAUGAUUCAAUUAAGAAAAGAAGAGGAUAGGGACUUAAUAUGAUCACAAAAAGAUGGAUAAAUAGGAUUUAAUUAGUUUUAUAUUGCAUGCAAUUAAAAUAUGGUGGUGUUUGUGUAUUUGCAUAUAUCUGCUUUGGCCACAAAGGAAUCCAAGCACGUCACUCCCCUACCCUUCUGACCAGCUGGAAUUCAACCCCACACUCCUACCUCCCUCCGCCCCAAAUCCCGCCAUCUUUCUUUCGCCUGUUUUCAAUUUUCUCUCACUUUCUCUCUCUGACCCCUCUCGUCUGAAUCUGCAGAUUCCAAUUCGUCUGCAACUCCAAAUUCCAACCUAUUUCCCCUGCCUUCGUUUUCAAUCCUCACCAUUUCAAUUUACCAAUCCUUUUUUCCCUCCUCUGCAAAUUUUGACCUAAUCCUUUGACAUUUUUGACCUUGGUUCUUUCUCAAUUUCCUCCUCUCUCUUUUAUAGUGACACAUUUUUGAGUUUCCCACCUAAUUCGUUCUUUGAACGGUCCUCGUUUUCUCUGUGCAUUGAGUCUUUCUCUCCUCCCCACCACCACGCCACAAUAUGACUAUCUCCCUCCUCAACUUCACUCACCUAGCUCCUUAUUUCAUCUCUUUCAUUCUGUUUCUCCUGCUCUUAGAACAGAUCUCGUACCUCAGAAGGAAGCGAUUCGUACCUGGGCCUUCUCUGGUUCUUCCCUUCUUGGGCAACGCAAUCUCAUUGGUCCGCCGUCCCACCAAUUUCUGGGAUGUCCAAUCUGCUCUCGCCAAGUCAUCGGGCCUGGGGUUCUCCGUCAACUACAUCAUCGGAAAGUUCAUCCUCUUCAUCCGCGACACCGAAUUGUCUCAUAAGGUCUUCGCAAAUGUCCGACCCGAUGCGUUUCACUUGGUGGGUCACCCGUUCGGGAAGAAGCUCUUUGGCGAACACAACCUCAUCUACAUGAUGGGCCAAGAACACAAAGAUAUCCGCCGUAGGAUCGCACCGAAUUUCACCCCCAAGGCUUUAUCUACUUACACGGCGUUGCAGCAGAUUAUUAUCCUCAAGCAUUUCAAGAUAUGGGAGAAGCUCUCGUCGGAGAAUGCACCGAACCCGAUUGCGCUUCGUGUUCUGGCCCGCGAUAUGAAUCUGGAAACUUCUCAGACGGUGUUCGUGGGCCCCUAUUUGGGCCUGGAGGCCCGAGAGAGGUUUAAGCAGGAUUACUUUUUCUUCAAUGUUGGGCUCAUGAAACUGCCAAUCGAUUUUCCCGGGACGGCGUUCCGAAAUGCUAGGCUCGCCGUUGACCGGCUGAUCAAAACCCUGGGGACGUGCACUGGGCGCAGCAAGAAGAGGAUGGAGGGAGGCGAAGAGCCCUCGUGCUUGAUCGAUUACUGGAUGCAGGACACAUUGAGGGAGAUCGCCGAGAACAAGACCGCCGGCAAUCCUCCGCCGCCGUACUCCAGUGACGCCGAGAUAGGUGGGUUCCUUUUCGAUUUUCUCUUUGCCGCACAAGAUGCUUCCACCUCUUCACUUCUCUGGGCGGUCACGCUGCUGGAUUCGCACCCGGACGUUUUAUCAAAGGUCAGGGAGGAAGUCGCGGGAGUGUGGUCUCCCGAGAGCGAUACUCUGAUAACGGCGGAGCAGUUGAGGGAGAUGAAGUACACGCAAGCUGUGGCGCGUGAGGUUGUGAGAUACAGGCCGCCGGCGACGCUGGUGCCGCACAUAGCGGCGGAGAAUUUCCCGUUGACGGAGAGCUACACGAUCCCCAAAGGUUGCAUUGUAUUCCCCUCCGCAUUUGAUUCUUCUUUCCAGGGCUUCACCGAACCGGACCGAUUCGACCCAGACCGGUUCUCGGAGGAGAGGCAGGAGGACCAGAUAUUCAAAAGGAAUUUUCUGGCCUUCGGUGCUGGGGCCCACCAGUGUGUGGGGCAGAGAUACGCUCUCAAUCACCUGGUUCUGUUCAUAGCGUUGUUUGCGUCGUUGAUGGAUUUCCAGAGGCACAGAUCGGACGGCUGUGAUGAGAUCUCAUACGUUCCUACCAUUUGCCCGAAGGACGAUUGCAAGGUUUCCCUGAAGAGGCGAUGCACACGAUAUCCUUCCUUCCCACAGAUUGAAUUGACGAAAUGACGAAAGUACCCACCGGUUCUGUUCUCCGUCAGUUUCUUAUUUUUUAUUUUUUCCAUUUUUUCUUCUCCUCUUUUCGUUACUUUAUGCUUUUUCUGCUCUUGGGCUGUCGGCUGUCAGUGACAAGGCAAGAGGUCCGUUUGUUUUUGUGGUUAAUUUAUUUGUUUGAAUUUGGGUGUUGGGGAAAUGGGACCGUUAGGUAUUUUCAUUCUUUCUUUUGUUUUGUGUUGUAAAAGUCUGUGUUAGAGUGGACGUGUUAUGUAUGUGAGCGAUCAUUGGUUGGUUGGUGGGUUAUUGGCAAUUGGCAGUUCAAUAAAAAAAAGUUAAAAGGCAAAUUCGUUGAGAUGCGGCGGUUUCAACUCUUGGGAAUUCGGGCCGUAUGUUUUGCUAUUUUAGAUGAGUUUUUAAGUAGGUCAAAACAUUAUUCAUAUUAAAUAAGAAUGACUAUUCUUAUUA
This is a messenger RNA of Neltuma alba, 2596 nucleotides long. Its product is annotated as cytochrome P450 710A1-like. NCBI's taxonomy places the organism in Eukaryota, Viridiplantae, Streptophyta, Magnoliopsida, Fabales, Fabaceae. The transcript has a single exon. Gene Ontology annotation, molecular function: oxidoreductase activity, acting on paired donors, with incorporation or reduction of molecular oxygen; monooxygenase activity; iron ion binding. The record is from RefSeq and is a predicted model, not a curated record. Gene Ontology annotation, biological process: sterol metabolic process. Bases 605 to 2143 code for a protein of 512 amino acids.